Messenger RNA from Ipomoea triloba (trilobed morning glory), 2196 nucleotides. RefSeq lists its product as uncharacterized. Gene Ontology annotation, cellular component: nuclear body; cytoplasm. Lineage: Eukaryota; Viridiplantae; Streptophyta; Magnoliopsida; Solanales; Convolvulaceae. The transcript has 14 exons. The coding region runs from base 240 to 1994 and encodes 584 amino acids. Gene Ontology annotation, biological process: alternative mRNA splicing, via spliceosome. The record is from RefSeq and is a predicted model, not a curated record. Gene Ontology annotation, molecular function: ribonucleoprotein complex binding; protein binding.
CCAAAAUUUCUCUCCAUCUCGGCAUUAGCAUUAGUAUUCUCUUUAACACCGUCAGUCCAGCUCCAGCACCGCACCGCAAUAUAUUGUCACCACUAUAACAGAUCAACGGCCUGAUCAUAUGCAAAACUUUGAGGUUUGAACAGUUUCCCUUUGGCAAACGCCCAUUUUUCUUCAACCUUUAGUGAUUUUGAGGACAAAAUUUUGAGAUUUAGGCAUACACAGAAUACCAUUUUAAGCUUAUGGAUCAUCAUUCAGAUCAACCGCUUCCUCCUGGAGUCCAGCCUGUUUCAAUUUCUUCUGAACUCCUUCCUGCAACUAAACCUUCUACUCCAAAUUUUCAGAAUUCCAAUAAUUUUGAAUACCCUGCUCAGUCUUCUGAGGGCAGUCUCUUUCCUGUCCUCCCUUCUAAUGGAAUUAGGUUUACUCCCGCAGAAAGCUUCCAACCACAUUCCACAAGUUCAUCUCAAAUUCAUUGUACAAAUACUCAGCAUGUGGUAGAUCAAAUGCCAAAUAGCUUUCAAUCUGUUCAGAUGCUUAAAGAAGAUACUUCUGGAGUGUCUACUGAGGUCACAUGUCAUAUAAUGCCUUCUGGCUUGGAAUCUAGUGGUUCUACCCCGCAACUAGAAAUCACCAAUGACAUUGAGAAUGCUGCUCGGAGUGCUGUUCUGCACGAACAGGAAAUUGCCACCCAGAAAGUUAUACAAAAUCAGAGAGAAGCAAGAUCAGCAUGUGAGCCUCAUGAGGAUAGUAAAGACCUUUUUUCUGGCCGUCAUGACCCAAAUACUUUAAAGGAGCAUUUACUGAAAAUGACUGCAGAGCAUCGUACUCAGAUGGCAUUGAAGCGUGGAAGGUCUGUGUUGCCUGAGGAAGGUAAUAUAGAAAUUGGAAAUGGGUAUGGUGUUCCUGGUGGCAGUGCUUAUUAUGGUGCUCUGAAGCCAAGUGCCACUACCGCCAAUUUUCAAGGAGAUGCUGUCCCUGGCCAUGCAACAAAUGAAUCCAAUGCAGAGCUUAGUGGGGAUUCUGGACACAAGUCUACAGCUAAAGAGUUGCCUGAAUUUCUCAAAAAGAAGUUGAGAGCUAGGGGUAUUCUGAAGGAUGGUCCAACAAUGGAUCGUUCCAUUCCGGCCAAUAGAUCAGAGAUGUUGCCAUCUCAGAGGAUGCCACUUGCAGAAUUGCCUCCAGGAUGGAUUGAGGCCCAUGACCCUGCAAGUGGUGCUACAUAUUACUAUGAUGAAAGUACAGGAAAAAGUCAGUGGGAGAGACCUACUGUGGCUGCUUCUGCCUUGGACUCAACAUUGCCUUCACAGCUUCCUGAAAAUUGGAAAGAGUUUAUUGAUGAAACAACAGGUCAAAAGUAUUACUAUAACACGUUGACCAAUGUAUCUCAAUGGGAGAACCCGUGUACAAAGCAGGUUUCCUUACAGCAGCAUGAUGCAAAUACAACUAGGAAUUGGGGAGAACAGUCAUCUACACUACCAAAAUGUAUGGGAUGUGGUGGAUGGGGGGUGGCCCUUUUGCAAUCAUGGGGAUAUUGCAGACAUUGCACUAGAGUUUUAAACCUUCCUCAAAGUCAAUAUAUAUUGGAAGAUGUGGAAAGCAAACAUCAUACAACCAAUACUUUUGGUUCUGAAGAAGAUUCUGAUAAGAAAUUUCAGAAACAGAGGUCCAAUUUCAAACCACCCAUGGGAAAAGGUAAUAGACGAGACAACCGGAAGCGUACAUACUCUGAGGAUGAUGAGCUGGAUCCCAUGGAUCCAAGUGCUUAUUCAGAUGCACCUAGGGGUGGUUGGGUUGUGGGACUCAAAGGAGUGCAACCACGUGCAGCCGACACAACUGCCACGGGUCCUCUGUUUCAACAGCGUCCAUAUCCAUCACCCGGAGCAGUCUUGCGAAAAAAUGCUGAAAUUGCUUCACAAAAGAAAAAACCUAAAACCCAUCUAAUGGCUAUAUCCAAGAGAGGUGAUGGCAGUGAUGGUCUAGGAGAGGCGGAUUGAGCCUCUUAAUAUUCACACGCAUAUUUCUUGUAAAAAUGAAGUGACAAUUAUCUGAAGUAUUAGUACAAGUUAUAACAUACUCUUUUUUAAAAAGUAACAUGAGAUUUAGAAAAUUCUAAAUAAUCAUUAGUUAGUGAAUGAAAAAUGAACUGGAAAAAAAAAAUUCAAAUGUCAACCAAGUUAUAACAUUAGUUUGUCAAAA